GGAAAGCGCGUUUUUUCUAUAUUCGCCAAAUAUGUACACACUUUGAUGGAAAAAGAGAGAAAAAAUUAGGGCCACAAAGAGGUUGCAAACAUAUUUGAUAAAUUCGAAUUAAAUCGACUGCUCGGCGACGGGGCCAUUAAGAUAAAACUCGCCACGCACUGUGCCGAUUCCUUUUGGUAAUAUUCGCCACAUCAAUUGACUACGGGCGACGUUAGGGAAAGCAGGACAAAUGGCGGAAAACGGAAUGCGUGUCGGCCCAGGGUCAUCGGCGGCGGCUGCCAAUGCGAAUGCUGGCGCCAGCAACGGGGAGCACGAGAAUGAACACAAUGCUGCGGACAACGAGAAGGUGCAGCCGGCGCGUCUAAACGAAUCGGCCCAGAAAUAUAUGCAGGAACUGAUGAGCGAGCGAUCGCGCAUGGAGAGCCAAUUUCCAUUGGCAUUAAAACUAAUUGACGAAGCUUUGGAGAGGGUGCAGCUAAACGGGCGCAUCCCGACGAGAGACCAGUACGCCGAUGUGUACCAGCAGCGGACGAUUAAAUUGUCGCAGAAGGUGCACGUGCCGAUUAAGGAUAAGAAGUUCAACUAUGUUGGCAAGCUGCUUGGCCCCAAGGGCAACUCGCUGCGCCGGCUGCAGGAAGAGACGCAGUGUAAAAUUGUUAUUCUGGGGCGAUUCUCAAUGAAGGAUCGCACACGCGAGGAGGAGCUACGCAAUUCUGCGGACGCCAAAUAUGCCCACCUGAAUCUGCCGCUCCACGUCGAAGUGUCCACCAUAGCGCCACCAGCCGAGGCAUACGCUCGUGUUGCCUAUGCACUGGCCGAGAUCAGGCGGUAUCUUAUACCCGAUAAGCACGAUGAUAUUCGUCAGGAGCAGUACCGGGAGCUCAUGGAGGAUCCGGAAGCUGCCAAAAAGUUGACCCUGCGCCAAUUGCAACAGCAGCAGCAGCAACAACAGCAACAGCAGCAGCAACAACAACAACAACAAUCAACUGCUGCCGGUGGCAGCGGCAACGGCAACAAUCGCUCUGGUGGCAACUACAGACAAAAGUAUCAGCAGCAAUCGCACUAUCAUCACAACGACGAGACUGUCUACUACCGUUCACACAACAAUGCCUAUCACCAGCCAAAGCCCUAUGUGCCAGCUGCCCAGCGGGGCAAUACAAUGCAUACAACCUUGCCGCCGCAGGGAAUUGUGCGUGACUCACCUUGCAUGGUGGUCAGCUCGGCCAGUUUUAAUGGGCGCAACGCUGGCCUGGGCAAUGCUGGCGGCGGGAUAAUGGCAAAUACCAUUGUUGCUGCCGCUGGUGGUGGAAUUGGUGGUGCUGUGCCGCCAAUAAGGCAUUACCGUCCCGCUGCCCCAUAUCAAUUUGUCAAGAAAUAAUAUAGAAGCAAUGCGCCGCUGCCUGCCGCUCGCUGUUUGUUCACCAUUUUGUCAUCAUCUCAUCCAAAUGCAUGCCCCGCCUAGCAAUGUGCAUGUGCAUGUGCAUGCGCCGCCAUUUGAUUGGGCUCUGGUCGGCUGAGGCCUCAGCCGGAUCACGCCACACACUGCUCCAAAGGUAGAUGUAAUAAUUAUAGAGACACACACAACACACAUACAUUAAAUUUUCACACAUUGACUCUAACAAGAUUUUGAGAGUUGAAAACAAGAGGAAAACCUAACCAAAACGAAAUGAAAUGAGUAAUGUACGUUUAAGAAAUUAGCUUAAGUAGACGAAUGCUCCAAAUGAACACACACACACACACAACGACACCUACAUAUAUAUAUAUAUACACACACACACACACACACACACACACACUGACGAACGUUGAUUGGGCUUUCGAUUGAUGACGGGAAACUCGUUAGAUGCCAUUUUUUAAGCUUUCCGUAUUUUCCUUUUUUCUUUUCUUUUUUUUAACUGUGUGUUCUGCUCUGCGAGCGUUUUGUGAAGAACUUUUCGUUGUGGAUCGUAGCUGUUAUCCAAACGGACCCCAAGAUGUCUUGAUUUUUAUUUUUGUUUUGUUUCCUCUUUGUUUUUUUUUUUUUAAUAAUCCUUAUUGACGCAUUUGCUCGUUUAUCAUUUCAUAAUGCAUACGUACAACUUAUUUAAUUAUUUCUUCAAUGCAAACAUUUUUUAACAAGUUCGUUAACGACGAGGAGGCUUUUUAUUUGUUACGUUGCGCAGACAAGUCAAACUUUAAUUGGAACCCGCGUCGGACAUAACAGAAACAUAUUUUACUUUGCGUGUAGCAUAAUAUUAUAUGACUUAUCGCGUACACACAUACAUUAAUACAUAUACCAACUACAUAUAAUCAAGCAUACAAUAAAUAUAAAAAAAAAUAUAAACCAAAAACACAAAAGCAAAAAAAAAAAAAAAAAAGAAAAAUCAAUAAUUAAUAACUGCAAACACGAAUCUAUAUGACUACGAUAAUACGACAACAUUAAAAAGCUUAGCAUUAUCACAUCAUACAAAGAAUACAAGAAAACAACAAGAAAAAGUAUAAAAAUACAUUUCAUGAAAAUGAAGAGAACGCAAACCCACACAUAAUUGUUAUUGUUGUUAAACGCAACUAAAAUUGUAAUAGAAUUAUGCAAAUAUACAUACAAAUAUGGUGACAAUGUUAAAUUGCAGCUUUAGUUAUUAUUUUUGAACGAGACGAAGACGUAGACCGAGACGUACUCUCGAUUUUAGACCGCACGCCAAAAAAUGUACACCUAAGAUACGGCAUCUACACACUUCAAUAUGUUAGUUAUUGGAGUUUAUGUUUUUGUUUAAUGCAUUUCUUAUAAAACAAAAAACACACACACAUACACACACAUAAUUGUACUGUUAUGCAUGUGUUGGUGUGUACGGGGAGCUUAUGAAGCGACAAAACAUUAUUUCUUUUCAUUUAAAUUCACACACACACACACACACACACAUUAUACUUAUUUUACAGUGCAUUAUUAUAUAUUGCUGAUUAUCGUUAAAUAAAUUCACAAUUUGAAUUGAAUAUGUUGAAUAAACUUGAAUCCAAAACAA
Molecule: messenger RNA, 2999 nt
Organism: Drosophila virilis
Lineage: Eukaryota; Metazoa; Arthropoda; Insecta; Diptera; Drosophilidae
Gene: qkr58E-2
Product: quaking related 58E-2
Biological process (GO): regulation of alternative mRNA splicing, via spliceosome
Cellular component (GO): nucleus
Molecular function (GO): mRNA binding
Source: RefSeq, a predicted model, not a curated record